This is a messenger RNA of Leguminivora glycinivorella, 1645 nucleotides long. RefSeq names its product bilin-binding protein-like. Lineage: Eukaryota; Metazoa; Arthropoda; Insecta; Lepidoptera; Tortricidae. The record is from RefSeq and is a predicted model, not a curated record. The transcript has 4 exons. Gene Ontology annotation, molecular function: pigment binding. The coding region runs from base 77 to 688 and encodes 203 amino acids.
GCUAGUAUAUUGCCUCAUCUCGACUGAUACAGUUGGCAGCGACUUAAUUUUGAGCUUGUAUUAUUAUAACCUAAAAAUGCUGCGUUUAGUCGUCUUGCUGGUAGCGGCGGUUGCUGCUUCUGCUAAUGUUAUCCAUGAAAGCAAUUGCCCUGUGUUGAAGCCGGUAGAAAACUUCAAUUUAACUGCUUACCAAGGCACAUGGUAUGAGAUCUCCAAAUACCCGAACUCAGCGGAGAAGAACGGAAAAUGCGGCUCGGCCGAGUACAAACUGGAAGGAGAAGUGAUGAAGGUGAAGAACAUCCACGUUGUCGACGGCGUGCAGACGUAUAUUGAAGGCUCGGCUAAGUUAGCUGCCGAUGCUAAUAGGGCUGGAAAGCUAGUCGUCUCAUUUAAGUUUGGAGAUGUGACUAAGGACUCCCCACUGAAUAUUCUGGCGACGGACUACACACACUACGCCAUUGCCCACAGCUGCAAAUACGACGAGAAGAACAAGAACCACCAAGAUUUCGCCUGGAUCUUGUCCCGAAGCAAGAAACUCGAGGGUGAGGCCAAGACCGCCGUAGACAACUUCCUGAAGGCCAACGCAAAGGAACUAGACGCCACCAAGUUCGUCCAGACUGACUUCUCUGAGGCAGCUUGCAAGUUCACCAGCUCGAGCCUCAUCACUGAAGCUGUGAAGCACCACUAAUUUUACCUGCGAUUUUGACAUGACGUUCAGGAUUUUUAUACCAUGAUAGACAGUAAGGUCUUACUUUUUCGUCUUUAAAACGUUUUGAAACUGAAGCACUAUGACGACUCUGAUUUCACCAGAUAAUUUGCCACAGGGCUACGGAUUUUUAUACCGUGAUGGACAUUAUAAUAAUUUAUUUCUUUCAUCUUUACCUUUGAACUUAAACUUUUUCACGAUUAGCAUUUUCAUUUCAGCAAACUAAAACAUACCCAAAAUUCUGAAUUUUUCGUUAUCACUGAAAUGAUCUUGAUUAAUUAAAACGUUUUUCUGUCAGACCAAACCAGAUAAUAACUAUAAAAUAAAUAUUAGAUAUAAACAAUAAGUUUCAAAUGCCUUUUUUAAUUUAAAAAUACAUGAAACGAACUUUUUUUUUCAAUAAAAUUCCAGUAUGAAUGUCUCUUUUCUGUAGAUUAUAAAGUGGGUUAAAUGGACAAAAGGCUUGUGUUAGAAUCUGAUUUAUUUCAUACCUUUUAGUUUACAAAGCAUUCUGCUUUGCGAGUUUAUAAAAAUAACUAACAAGUUCCCAUCAUAAUAUUUUGCAGUUCUUUUUAAUUACUACACCAAACACUUUAUAUGUGGCGCAAUCAGUACAUUCGCAAUCGCCUACAUUGUAUAUUACUGACUCUGUAACUGUGUCUCUUUUGUUUCCUUUAUGUACAAUAAAGCUUAUACAUACAUAAAUACAUACAAUCUAUUUGGAUCUAUUAAAAGAUAAAAAUGAACAUCCUUUUUUGACCUAUAAUACUUUACCCAGAGUAAGAGUAGGUAUGAAAUAGCAAUGAAAUUUGGAAACUAAAUAUGACCUUUUUCUAUAUAGACAAUUAAAGGCUUAAUAUGUGAUAGUUAAUGUAGUUUCACCAAAUUCAGGCAUUACCUACUUGAAAAAUUGUGUAAUAAAUAAAAACAUGCUUUUUA